Molecule: messenger RNA, 444 nt
Organism: Tricharina praecox
Lineage: Eukaryota; Fungi; Ascomycota; Pezizomycetes; Pezizales; Pyronemataceae
Exons: 1
Coding region: 78-329 (83 amino acids)
Source: RefSeq, a predicted model, not a curated record
CACCAAAAAAAAAUACUAACCCCUCCAUUUUUUGCAUUUUCGCCUAGGCUUUGUCGGGUGUGCAGGGUGGAGGUGAAAUGCGGUGGUGGUGGUUGUGCUGGUUCUGGUGGUGCUGCUGGCUUUGGUGCUGGUGGUGGGUGAGCGAUAGAGUACGGCAAAGUAUUAUCUCGAGCUUAGGUGGACAGCGGAGGCAGGCGGAGGUACAGUCGAGAUCGAGGUGGAGGCGUCGUGUUGUGGUUUGCCGGCCGCUGUGGGUGGUGCUGGUGGUGCUGGUGCUGGGCUGCCUGCUCUCCUCCACCGAAAGUCGUCGUUGCCGCCCUCGAGAAUAAUCCGAGCUUUUCCCUCAACAACUCCCCUCCAUCAACUACCACCCUCAACCUCAUCCGACCCACCUCAACCACAACCCCCCCAAUUCCAUCAAUUCCAUCUCCUCCAUCUUCCUCU